AUGUCAGAGGAUACGCAAUCGAUCAGUGGGGUCUCUGAAACCCUCACAUCUACCGAAUCUACAGCAAGAAGCACUCUAUCAAAGCAGCGGUCAAGGACUUCAUGGGUUUGGCAGCAUAUGGAAGGUGGUCCAGAUGCAGUCUUGUUGGUUAACGGCGAGCUGUAUUGGCGAUGCCUACACUGCUUAGUGAGCUACAAGCAUUCAGGAGGCACUCGAUCAAUAGCAGCACACCUUACAAAGGCGCAUAACAAGAGGAAUACAAAGGUCCAACAGCAUGAGGUUGUCAAAGGCAGGAUUGAAGCUGCAUUUGCCAGAGCUGCUAUCAAUCCCUACAAACGGAAAUGA
Pseudogymnoascus destructans is the source of this 345-nucleotide messenger RNA. RefSeq lists its product as uncharacterized. Lineage: Eukaryota; Fungi; Ascomycota; Leotiomycetes; Thelebolales; Thelebolaceae. The record is from RefSeq and is a predicted model, not a curated record. The coding region runs from base 1 to 345 and encodes 114 amino acids. The transcript has a single exon.